Lachnellula hyalina is the source of this 1494-nucleotide messenger RNA. RefSeq lists its product as uncharacterized. NCBI's taxonomy places the organism in Eukaryota, Fungi, Ascomycota, Leotiomycetes, Helotiales, Lachnaceae. Bases 1 to 1494 code for a protein of 497 amino acids. The transcript has a single exon. The record is from RefSeq and is a predicted model, not a curated record.
AUGCCCGCAGCCAUCAACAAACGGCGGAAGCUGUCAACGGCGCCUAGGAUCGCGUCUUCCUCAGCAAGUCAAACCCGAGGUAUCGAUGCGUUCACCAAGGUUUCCAAGGGUAGCAGUAUCCCCAAGUCCAUCAUCGAUAAAGUCAAUCAUAUCGACGCCAUUGCGACUACCCCAUUACGCAUACAUUCUACGGCGGAGAGGAAAAGAAGGCUGGACGACAGCGACGAGGAAAGCGCUGCAGAGGAAGCUUCAAGCUUUCUGUCUGCAGCUAUCAAGGACAGAAUUGUGAAGCCUCUGGCUCCGCGACGAGCGAACACUUUAUCACGCGUUCCCCAAACACCUCGGAAACCAAUCCUGAACGGACAAUCUCCCCCUUCGAUCAACACACCCACCAAAGGAGCCCGAAGUCUCCUCGACCGACUCUUCCUCUCCAACCAAACCCCAACCCGAUCACCUAUCAAGAACCAAUCUUCUAUCCUCGACUCCUCCAAUACAUAUACCUCUCCACCACAACCUCAAGACCUUCCGACCGAGUUAUUGGACCUCAUAAACCUACAUGCAGCAUUCCUUACUGCAUUAUCGAUUCACUACGCGCAUAAUGGCACGCACUCACCCGCAGACCUGCGGAAUCUCUGCCCAGACGUGGCUCGAGCAUGGGGCAAACGUGGUGUUACUCUUCAAGACAUUCGUAGGACUAUUGGUGUUUUGAACAGCAACAUUCCAGAAGGACGUAACGAUUAUCGGAUAUCACAGCUUUCACUCUCGAACUAUGGCCAUGGCAAAAUAUGCAUUGAAAUGAAAAUUAUGGCGGGCAAGCCAGGCCGCAUUGCGAGACCUGUUAAUGAGAAUAUUUUGAAUGAGAUAUUUGUUAAGGGAUUGAAGAAAUCAUGGGAGGAUAGGGAUGGUAUGGAUACAGACGUAGCAGAGUUUAUUGGUGGUUUGCCUUUGGAACCAAUCACAAUGUGCUCUUCUGUUCUCAACAUGUCCCCCUUGCUCGCCAAGGGACAGCGGAGACUGGAGGAUUUGAGAGCCGGAAUUACAAUCAAGAAGGAAGAAGAGAAAAAGAAGGCGCAGGAAGCGGAGAUUGUCUACAAGAGCGGAGCGAAGCCAUCACUUCUGGAACGAUUAAGAGCCAAGCAACAACUCCAAUCAUCUCUACCUCCGCCACCUUCGAAAGAAGAGCUUGCUCGAAAAGCAGCAUUGCAGCGAAUCGACGAGGUGGCUGCUGUGUUGACGCACCUGAGUACAUCAAGCUCGGUUGGUCAGCAACGAAUAUCCUUCACGCUUCCAGCUCUUCUUGGUAAGCUGCGAGAUUCAUUCCAAACACCAAUGUCGAAGGAGGAAGGAGAGACUUGUGUACGAUUGUUGGCUUCUGAGAUAGCUCCUGAAUGGGUGCAGAUUGUGAAGAUGGGCAAGGUGGACGCCCUCGUUGUGAACAGAGACGAGAGACUUGGGGAGUCGGAUCUUCAAGAGCGUGUGAAGCGUGCUGUUUGA